This is a messenger RNA of Haliotis rufescens (red abalone), 514 nucleotides long. RefSeq lists its product as uncharacterized. The coding region runs from base 63 to 464 and encodes 133 amino acids. Lineage: Eukaryota; Metazoa; Mollusca; Gastropoda; Lepetellida; Haliotidae. The transcript has 4 exons. The record is from RefSeq and is a predicted model, not a curated record.
GAAGCAUAUUGGUCAAUGCUCAGACAAGGCUCAAGGAUUGAAACACUCCUGACUCGUCGAACAUGGGAAAUCAAAUUGGAUACAUAACCAGUUGGCUACCAUGGGGUGAGAUGGGCAAGAUAAGCGACAGGAAGGGUUUUACUGAAGAUUCUGCUGAAGUGUAUGUCACAGUGGAAGAUAUCAACAAAAGGUCCCUUGGAAAACUGAUAGUAGGGGUUGUUGGACAUGAAGGAUCGGAAAAUAGCGAAGCUGAACAAGUAUUAAGACGACAAAUCCAAACGUGCAUCACGAACAUUGACAAUUAUUCACCCGACACCUGGACAAAUGCCCGUGUGACGUUCCUCGGCAUGGAUGGAUCUGCUUACGUCAUUCAGUCGGGCAAUGGGAAGAGGAGAUUCAUUGUUCGUCUUGAUAUAGACGAUGAGAUUAAAUUCGUGGACUUUCAGAAAUUAAGUAAAUCUUAAUUAUCUCCCUACAAGUUGAAGGAUGUAUUGAUUGAAGCUAUUAGCAUCUG